AAUAAAGUUACUGAGAUUAGAAGAAGAAAAAAAAAAAGGUGCAAUUAAGAAAGUUUUUGUGCGGGGAAAGCUUGGAGCAGUGGUUCUCAUGGCGGUUCCACCAUCGGAGACCGAAUCCAGCGAGAAGAUAACAUUCCUUUCACUUUCGCAUUAUUACUCUCACUACCUCCGCAAUCGAAUCCAUGCUCUCUAUCCCUUCUUCUCCAACUUCGCUUCUCGCUUCCGAUCAACCCACCGCCGCGAAUGCUUCCCUCUUCCGUUACCCUCCUUUUCUCUCGACUCUUCCACGCUCGUCACCAAGGGAUCUAGAGUGCAUUUUGUUUUGGAGGACAUAAUAGGGCGUGCUCUGGUAAAUUUGCAUAGCAUCCAAAAGAAUCUGCAGUUCUGGCAGUGUAGAGCUAAGAGGUCUGAUUCUACGAAGGCACGUUUCAUGAUUUUUGAGAGGGGUCCAAGGGCUUUUAUCGAUGAAACGGUUAAGUUGUUGCGUGGACGCACUGCUCAAGGUUCCUCCGUAAAAAAUCUGUGCCAGUCUGCAUCGGAUUAUAUCGAUGAGAGAGUAGCUGUUUUGAGUAGCUUAAGAUAUUCGCUCGCCACAUUUUUGGCUCAGGUUUAUACGGAAGUUGAUAAAAUUGGAGAAGAGUUAGUGGCAAAUCCAGAGAGUAAGCUGCCCUCGUUGUUGGCUACAAUUAACGAUUUGUUUUCAACAUUAGAAGCUUCAAUUGGACAUCUACAUACAAUGCGUCAGAGUGAUUCUUCUGUUGAUGGGAGCUAUUCAGUCCCUUUGCUGUUUGAAAAGAUGCCAGAAAUAAAUGAGGAGGGGUCCCAGUGGACAGACUGUGAAAUGAGAGAUGCCAUUAAUUCUGUUUAUCAAAAUUUAGACAAGCUGGACUCAUACAUAUCUUUUCUUGUCAUCAAACAUAGAAAACCAAGAAAAAUAACCCAAUAUUGGAUCCGCUAUGCAUGUGGUGCUGUUGGUCUGUCAGUAUGCUCCAUUUGGCUCUUGCGGCAUAGUAGUUUGAUGGGAAGCUCUGAUCUUGAUAAUUGGAUUCAGGAAGCUAAGAACUCGACAAUAGGCUUUUUUGAGAAUCACGUAGAGCAACCGAUUUUGUCCAUUAGGGACGAACUUUUUGACACUUUCAGAAAGAGACAUCAAGGUAUUAUGGACCAUGAAGAAGUGAAGUUAACAGCUGACUCACUACACAGAAUGUUGCUGGCUUUCAGUGAGCAGGCAAAGGGUCAAAAGUUCCCAGUGAAUGCUUCAGAUCAGGAAAUGCUUGAGAUAGUCAUGUAUAGAUAUGAGAAGGAACUCAUGCAUCCUAUUCAAAACAUUCUCAAUGGAGAGCUGGUCCGAGCUAUACUUAUUCAGGUUCAGAAGCUCAAGCUAGAUACUGAGACGGCAAUGCUAGAGCUGGACCAGAUCCUUCGGGCAAAUGAAAUCAACUUUGCGGUUCUGACUGCUUUACCUGCAUUCUUUCUCUCUCUCUUACUCAUCAUGUUAGUACGUGCAUGGUUCAAACAGGAUACCAAAGCUGAGGGAAGAGGUAGAGUUGCUAGGAUUCAGAGGAGGCUUCUUGUUGUAGAGGUUAAGAAAAGGAUUAUGCGGUACCAAAUUUAUGUUGAUCAAGGCUUGGAGAGAGAUGCAAAAUAUAUGUUUGGAUUGGUACUCUACAGCUUGGAUCGCCUAUAUCAUUCUGUCAAGUGGCACGCUGAAGCUUCCGGAGAGUGGGAAUGUUUGCGUCAGGAUAUAAUAGAUUUGGCUAACCCUGGACUGCAAACUGCAAACAAGCUUUCUGUGAUAUCACACAUGGUUGCAUUUGACUGCUUGCUUCCAAGUCAAAACCGCCGGUAGCAUAUUGUAGUUUACUGUUUUUUCUUAAUUUUUUAACGAUCUUUUUCUUGCUACUUCAAAAUCCAAUUUUGUUGUGGAUGUAUGCAUGUAUUCCUCAUACACGGUGACAUUUUAUCACCACAGUAUGACAACAUUUUUUUGACAAUUUUAUCGAUUGAAUACAAAUCAUAUUAUGGAGGAUGAUAUAUUUUCA
Cajanus cajan (pigeon pea) is the source of this 2042-nucleotide messenger RNA. It is a transcript of the gene DGS1, whose product is annotated as dgd1 suppressor 1. Gene Ontology annotation, cellular component: mitochondrial outer membrane. The record is from RefSeq and is a predicted model, not a curated record. Lineage: Eukaryota; Viridiplantae; Streptophyta; Magnoliopsida; Fabales; Fabaceae.